Xenopus tropicalis (tropical clawed frog) is the source of this 3448-nucleotide messenger RNA. RefSeq names its product tubulin tyrosine ligase like11 (gene ttll11). The transcript is spliced from 9 exons. The record is from RefSeq and is a predicted model, not a curated record. Gene Ontology annotation, molecular function: ligase activity. The coding region runs from base 108 to 3017 and encodes 969 amino acids. Lineage: Eukaryota; Metazoa; Chordata; Amphibia; Anura; Pipidae.
GAGGGGCGGGGCUAGCAUGAGCUGCCGGUAAUUCAACCAGCUGCUGCCCUGGGGCAUCCUGGGAAACCCCCCCCUUGAGAAAGUUAGUGGUUAGGAGGAGGGUAGAAAUGUCAGGGAAGGGGGUGGGAGACCGGGCAGGGCAAGAGGCAGAACGGGGGGUGAUACAAGGGGGAGCUGAUCUGGGGGUGACAGAUAGGAGUCAGCAAGAAGGGGGGGAUCAUGGAGAUUGUGAUGGGGUGAGGCAAGAAGGGGCAGUUCCUGGGGUGAGGCAAGAAGGGGCAGUUCCUGGGGUGAGGCAAGAAGGGGCAGUUCCUGGGGUGAGGCAAGAAGGGGCAGUUCCUGGGGUGAGGCAAGAAGGGGCAGUUCCUGGGGUGAGGCAAGAAGGGGCAGUUCCUGGGGUGAGGCAAGAAGGGGCAGUUCCUGGGGUGAGGCAAGAAGGGGCAGUUCCUGGGGUGAGGCAAGAAGGGGCAGUUCUUGGGGUGAGGCAAGAAGGGGCAGUUCCUGGGGUGAGGCAAGAAGGGGCAGUUCCUGGGGUGAGGCAAGAAGGGGCAGUUCCUGGGGUGAGGCAAGAAGGGGCAGUUCCUGGGGUGAGGCAAGAAGGGGCAGUUCUUGGGGUAUCAGGUGGGGCAGUUCCUGGGGUAUCAGGUGGGGCAAGGGAAGGAAGGGAAUUACAGGCUGGGGAUGUACCAGUAGGGAGCGCUGGGCUGAGAGUAAGAGCAGAGCCAAGGCUGGAGCCAAAGGUGCCAUACAGGGCUAUAGCCGGGCACAGAGCUGGGCUAAACCAAAAAGGGACAGAAAUGGGGGUGACUGAUGGGCUAAACCAUAAAAGGGUAGUGCAGGAGAGGAUUAGGGAGGCAGGAGGGCCAGGACAGUGUCUGACCAUUAAGGCAGCCCAGCGAUGGCCCCCUAGGCUAGGCAAUGAGGCAGUGAAACCUGGAACUGGGGGGCUGGGGAGGGCAGCCGAGUGUAAGGGCAGUGGGCACCUAGGGGACAAGCACAGCGGCACACAGGGGGGCAAUAUCCCUGUAAGGUCAGGGCCCAGGUUGGCAUCAGGGCAGCAGGAAAGCCGGCGCAGCACCAGGUUUGGGAGAAGAGAGGGCUCGGAAGACAGGGAGGAUCAGAGAGCCAAAGAUGGCUAUAAGCCCGCCAGUCGGGGCACAAGUUGCCCACCUAUCCCCCAUAGACGGGCCGAGCACAGAGCCGCUGAAAGCAGAGGGGCAAGAUUAGCUAGCAGGGGCUCCCAGAAACAGGAGGUAAAGAACGGGCAGAAGAAAGCGGAGGGAAGGGUUAAUAAGAGACAGGUGACAGUGGACAGCUCCAAAGCCAAGACGUCCUUAGAAGCCUUAAAGAUGAGCAUCAAACAGCUGAAGUGGAAAGAAUUUCCCAUGGGUCGUCGCCUACCCUGUGACAUUUAUUGGCAUGGAGUAUCCUUCCACGAGAGCGACAACCUCUCCUCUGGGAGAGUCAACAAAUUCCCAGGGAUGGCUGAGAUGGUGCGUAAAAUCAACCUGAGCCGAGCCGUUAGGACCAUGCAGGAACUGUUCCCAGAAGAAUACAACUUUUACCCGCAGUCUUGGAUCCUUCCGGAAGAGUAUCACCUCUUUGUUGCACAAGUACGUCUAGGAAAAGAAAAUGACCCAACAUGGAGACCGACGUUCAUUGUGAAACCGGAUGGUGGUUGCCAGGGUGAUGGGAUCUACCUCAUUAAAGACCCAUCUGAAAUCAGAAUGAUGGGAAGCUUGCAGAACAGACCGUCUGUGGUCCAGGAAUACAUCACUAAGCCCCUCCUUAUAGACAAGCUCAAGUUUGAUAUCCGCCUCUAUGUCUUGAUAAAGUCCCUAGAACCAUUGGAAAUUUACAUAGCCAAAGAUGGCCUCUCCAGGUUCUGCACGGAGCCUUAUCAGGAGCCCAACCAUAAGAACCUUCACCACGUCUACAUGCACUUAACCAACUACUCGCUCAACCUCCACAGCGGGAACUACGUCCACUCGGACAGCAUGCACACCGGCAGCAAGAGGACUUUCUCCAGCGUGCUCUAUAGGCUCUCGGCCAAAGGGCUGGACGUUAAGAAAGUGUGGUCGGAUAUCAUUUCACUUGUGAUCAAGACUACUUUGGCUCUAGUACCGGAGCUCAAGGUCUAUUACCAAGCCGAUAUACCCCCGGGAAAGCCAGGACCAACGUGCUUCCAGAUUCUAGGAUUUGAUAUCCUCCUUUUGAAAAACUUGAAACCUGUGUUACUUGAAGUCAAUGCCAAUCCGAGCAUGAAGAUCGACCACGAGCAAGAGCUCCUUCCGGGGGUGUUCGAGCACGUGCCGAGCCUGGUGGACGAGGAGGUGAAAAUCGCCGUCAUCAGGGACACCCUGCGCCUCAUGGAUCCUGCGCGGGCGAGGGUUAGCUGUAACCAGUCGUAUCCUUCAGAAAGUGCAUUGGAAACAGACAGGGGAUCAUACAUGGAAUCAGCAGACCAAGCGGAGGCAGAUAGCACCUUACCGUCCCUUUGUCUCAAGCAAGUGUUUCCCAAAUAUUCUAAACAGUUCAAUUAUCUGCGGGUGGUGGAACGGGUGGCCUCCAUCUUCCUACGAUUCCUCGGCAUCAAGGGGACCAUGAAGCUCGGACCAACCGGAUUCCGGACGUUUAUAAGAAGCUGUAAGCUGAGCUGCAGCAAUUUCUCAAUGGCGUCGGUAGAUAUCCUGUACAUCGACAUAACCAGACGCUGGAGCAGCAUGGGGUUAGACCAAAGAGAAUCAGGUAUGUGCUUACAGGCCUUCGUGGAGGCCUUCCUCUACUUGGCUCAGAGACGAUUCAAAGGCCUCCCUCUACAGGAUCAAGUGCAGUCUCUGAUAUCUCUGUGUGAGAGACACUUGGACUCCUUGGACGAAAAGAGACUUCUCUGCGGCCGGACCCAAGCCCCGAGCUCCUCCCUCCACAGCGAUCUGCACUUAACCCCGUGUGUCCCCCUCCUCAGCCGCACCUCUACGGCCUGCAAGCUCGCCGACUACAAGCUGCAGCAUUCUUGAGCAAAAUGUAAUUUGUACGAAACGUUUGCGUUCUAACCCAACACUCUGAAUGUUCUACUGCAGUUCUGAUAUAGAGACUUCCAACGCUGCUUAUUAUAUUAAACACCAUACAAGAGAUUUAGGCGGGAGGAAGAGGAGGAGACCACUGAACCCUACCCAUGAUCCUCAGGGAAGAUAAGCCGGCCAUUAAAUGGUUACAUUCAUACAUGCUUCCAAACUGGUCAUAUGUGGGUCGAUCCAGGUUUGAUUGGUUGGACCCCUGUUCCAUGAUAGGAUCACAUUAUAACCGGACUGAAUUAGGGGCUGAUGGGAUAUUUACAGCCUUCCCAUUCAAUAUGAGCGGCAAUCAGAUGGCAAUAGUGGCGGCCAGACUAAAGGUCCCCAUACACGGGCCGUUUCUAGCUGCCGAUAUGGGUCCCUUAGACCAAUUC